UUGCUAUUUCUGCCCUCUCAAGGCCACCCCAUUGGGGACUGGGCCGGACGGUGGGCUUUCUCUGUUUUAGGUUGCAGACAUUGGAAGGAGGGGAGGUGCUACCUUGGCUGGCUGUCUAAAAACGGAUCCCCCUGAUUUAAGGCAAAAUGAAUGCAUCAUCAUUGCUGCUACAAUUUCCUCCUUACCGUUUUUUAAAGACUAUUAGGAAAAGUUCUUUGAAUAGCUUUUGUUUGAGGUUCCUUCCAGGAUCUGCUUUUCCAUAUGGCCAACAGGCUGAUUUGCUACAGCCCCAUUUUGUAAGGCGAAUGAUGGUAUCUUCAAAGGGCUUGAAGACUGGCUGGUGUUGUCCAGCAACAGCAGAAAAGCAAAUGCAGGAACUCUCUGCUAAGGAACAAAGAAUUUUAGAUAAACUGUACAAUGGACUUGUCCGUGGCCAGAGGGCCUGCUUGGCCGAAGCCAUUACUCUCGUAGAAUCCACCCACAGCAGGAAAAAGGAGAUUGCGCAGGUGCUCCUUCAGAAGGUACUAUCCUACCACAGAGAACAAGAACAGUUAAAUAAAGGAAAGCCACUAGCCUUUAGAGUGGGAUUAUCCGGCCCCCCUGGUGCUGGGAAAUCAACUUUUAUUGAAUGCUUUGGGAAAAUGCUUACAGAAAGAGGGCACAAAGUAUCUGUGCUGGCAGUGGACCCUUCCUCUAGUACAAGUGGUGGAUCUCUCUUGGGUGACAAAACUCGAAUGACUGAGUUGUCAAGAGAUAUGAAUGCUUACAUCAGGCCGUCUCCAACCAGAGGAACGCUGGGUGGUGUGACACGGACCACAAAUGAAGUCAUUCUACUGUGUGAAGGAGGAGGCUAUGACAUUGUUCUUAUAGAAACAGUAGGUGUGGGGCAAUCAGAGUUUGCUGUUGCUGAUAUGGUUGAUAUGUUUGUGUUGCUGUUGCCACCAGCAGGAGGUGAUGAAUUGCAGGGCAUCAAACGGGGGAUCAUUGAGAUGGCAGAUCUCGUUGCCGUAACGAAAGCUGAUGGAGAUUUAAUUGUGCCAGCGCGGAGAAUUCAAGCAGAAUACGUCAGUGCGCUGAAAUUGCUCCGUAAGCGCUCUAAAGUUUGGAGCCCAAAGGUCAUGCGGAUCUCUGCCAGGACUGGAGAAGGCAUCUCCGACAUGUGGGAUAAGAUGACAGAAUUCCGAGACCUUAUGCUUGCAGGUGGUGAACUGAUCACCAAACGGCGGAGACAGCAAAAAGUGUGGAUGUGGAAUGUAAUCCAAGAAAAUAUGCUGGACCAUUUCCGGAGUCACUCGGCAGUGAGAGAUCAGAUUCCGCUUCUGGAGGAGAAGGUCGUCAGCGGGCUCCUGUCCCCAGGGCUGGCUGCAGACCUAUUGCUGAAAGCUUUUCAAGGGAGAGCCUAAC
Messenger RNA from Gekko japonicus, 1404 nucleotides. It is a transcript of the gene MMAA, whose product is annotated as methylmalonic aciduria (cobalamin deficiency) cblA type. Gene Ontology annotation, molecular function: GTP binding; GTPase activity. The transcript is spliced from 7 exons. Gene Ontology annotation, cellular component: cytoplasm. Bases 147 to 1403 code for a protein of 418 amino acids. Lineage: Eukaryota; Metazoa; Chordata; Lepidosauria; Squamata; Gekkonidae. The record is from RefSeq and is a predicted model, not a curated record.